Messenger RNA from Labrus bergylta (ballan wrasse), 3032 nucleotides. NCBI's taxonomy places the organism in Eukaryota, Metazoa, Chordata, Actinopteri, Labriformes, Labridae. The record is from RefSeq and is a predicted model, not a curated record.
AGAUCCGUGAGGCUUUCAAAGUGUUUGACCGGGAUGGAAACGGCUUUAUCUCGAAGCAGGAGUUGGGGAUGGCCAUGCGCUCACUGGGCUACAUGCCCAACGAGGUGGAGCUGGAGGUGAUCAUCCAAAGACUGGAUAUAGAUGGGGAUGGUCAGGUUGGCUUUGAAGAAUUUGUCACACUGCUCGGGCCUAAACUCUCUUCUGCUGGAAUGCCUGACAAGUUUCAUGGAGCGGAUUUCGAUUCAGUGUUUUGGAAGUGUGACAUGCAGAAGCUGACCGUGGAUGAACUCAAGAGACUGCUUUACGAUACUUUCCGAGACCACCUCACUAUGAAAGACAUCGAGAACAUCAUCAUGACCGAGGAGAGCCACCUGAACAGUCCAGAGUGCCACGUGGACAUUGACACAAGCCCAACACAACAGGAGAAACACACGUGUGUGCGUAAAAGCCUGAUUUGUGCCUUCGCUAUUGCAUUCAUCAUCAGCGUUAUGCUCAUUGCGGCCAAUCAAAUGCUCCGCAGAGGAAUGAAGUAAAGGUCUGUUUAUGUAAAGAUGGACAAUGAGCAGCAAACAUCUACCAAAAAUCCUAAGUGUGUUUUAGUUUUGUCACUGUUUUCAUGACCAACAAUGACGCCAUCAUUAUCAGCUUCUCAUCAUUCAUGGAUGAAAUGAUGUCAUGCAACAUUUUGUAUGGUCACUUCUCACCGCACACCAAGGUUUAAAACAGGGAAAGGAAGAAAGAGAGAAAGAAAUCUCAAGGGCUGAUUCGUAUCCUAAAACUGUAGUGUCACAAUAAUUCAAAUUCUGGAAGUUUUGUAAAAGAAAAAAUUGCUAAACAGGCAGAUUAAUGUGAGUACUUCAGUGUCCCAUAUGUUCUGUAGUUAUAGCUGUGCCGUGUCUUAUAUAUCAAAACAACUAAUGUUGUUGACGAGAGCUCUGCCUUUCGGAAUGUGCUCCAGUAAUGGAAGUAUCGAGGAUCGUAAUCAAGCAAUACAAAAGUGUUGACGUGCUACGUUUUAUGUUGCUUUAAGUCACUCACUAAAACACGAGGAUACAUGACUGGGUAAUUCUUUAUGGGCCUAUUAAGAAGUUAAAUGUUCAUCCUUUUGUUCAACAAGAUUUUUCUGAUCUAAAUCUUAACAUGACAGAAGUAAUACUGAUUUAAAACAAAACAUUUUUUUCAUUUUCAUAAGUAACAAGCAUUUAAAUGUUAUAUGAAAGCAUUUUCACAACUUUUUAGUCAUGAUAGCGUGGCACUAGUAUUCUCGUUUUUGUUCACGGCUUUGAUCGGGCAUGAAACUUUUCAACAUCUGGAGAAAACUAAUCCUAAUCCUUUUAAUGAGCCAAUGAAACCUAGUGCAGUCUCAACAUCUAAAGGAUGGAUUGCCUAAAAAAAAAGACUGUCAUGACAGAUUCUGUUGUUACUUACAUGCUACUUAUAUUAUUGAUAAAGCCUCUUCUUUAAUUUAUGAUCAAAUAUUUUAAAAACUAAACUAAACCUCAGUCAAUGUUAUAAGUGAUAAUUAGCUAAUGUUAGCAUGCUAACACAUAUAGCCUAGAUGGUAAACAUGAUAGACCACAGCAUUGUCAUAUUAGAGCAUUAUGCCAAGCUAGCAUUAGCAUUUAGCGCCGAGCACUUCUUUCCUCCAGUCCAGGCUCACAGAGUAGCUGACACAGCUGCAGACUUUUGGGUUUGUUAAAAUAUUUUAAAACCACUUACAGCUAAAGGAAAAUGUGCUUAUUGUUUCAUUUAAUCAUACAAAUCUAUCAGGUGCUUCGCUUCUUUAAAUGAAUUUGAUGCUGGAAACAUUACAAUGUAUUUUGAAAAGCAUCACGUUCAAAUUCAGCAACACUUGGCUCAGCUUACGCAGAAGAAGUAGAGGCUUAUGACACUUUAAAAAUAAAUUACUAAAAAUAAAAUGAAUCCAAUUAUCUACCAUGACAGCUAUGAGUGCGGAGAACCCAAUAACUGAGAUCAAAUAGCGCAGGGACACAUUAGACUAGCCUGCUGAAAAGAAGGAUUCAGUUACAUGGGGACAGAGGCAGUGACCCGAAACCAAAUGCUGCUCAACCAGGUCAGCCGAUCUGCAAGAGAGGAAAAAAACACAAUCCAUUUGUAAAGAUGUCAGGCUUACAAAGAUUAAUUGGUUUACCUUAAGGUUCAGAAUGAACCUUCUUGGUUGAGCAGCUUGGUAUUGAUUUGUAAUCGAAGCUGUGCCCUCCACAUAAAAUAAUUAUCAAUAAAUGUACUUACAGUCCGUCAUGCACAAUGUUGCAUAUUUGUGACCUUGUAACUUGGCAUCCAAACGAGUCAAACAGAAUGGGAACAACAACAGACAAAAAGACAAAAGAGUGUCUGUGUGAUCUGACUGAGCUUCAACCAUGUUUCACACUUUAACCAUGACAAGUUUAGAGUUCCAACAAAAUUAGAAAUGUAAUAAAUAAAAUAGUUCUGUUCAGUGAGAAUGAAGGAUAAUCAUUUCACAUGCCUGCAUGCACAUUCAACUAGAAAUAAAUGUGUGUUAUCUGUGUGUGAGGUCAAAUUUGAAUUCUGAUGUGUGUAUAAUAAAUAAUUAUGCAAUUUGUAAAGUGAUCGUUGCAAAAACAAAAAACUCAGUAUUUGACAUUUUUUCUGUAAAUGUCGAUUCUCUGGAUGGUGUGAAGACAAUAACAAAAUACUAAAUACCUUGAAGAAGUAUGCUGUGAUGAAUAAUUUAACAUAUCAUGAAGAAUGUUGUUUUCUGACUUUUACAUGGACCCACUAAAACAACAUAUUAUUUAAAAUAUAACAUGGUUAUAUUUUCUUACUUGAAAGUUCAAUCGAUGUGAAUUUAUUAUGAAUGUAGGCAUAAUGAUUUGUACAAAACAAAAACAAUACAAAAAAAAAAAUCAGGUGUCUGAUGUUUGAUUUCCAGUUUACUGGACAUUCACAUUCAAGUAUAUUCAAGUGUAUUUAUGCCAUGCACUUAAAGGCAGGGUUGGUAAUUUUCUCCAGAUACACUUUUAAGAUUUUGGUUGAAAUUGUCUUUAGAU